AUGACGUUGCUAUUUCGUCGAAAUGAAGGAAGAAGAAGUGGUUAUGUGUUAAAUAGUAACCAACUAAUCAAUGUAGAUGAAAUGAUUACUCAUGAGACUGAAGGUGUUGACUAUAAUUAUGGCUAUAUUUUGAUGUUGUUUAAACGUCAAGCGGAAGAAAUUGCCAUCGGCAUAAUGUAA
Molecule: messenger RNA, 180 nt
Organism: Heterobilharzia americana
Lineage: Eukaryota; Metazoa; Platyhelminthes; Trematoda; Strigeidida; Schistosomatidae
Source: the annotation of a GenBank genome assembly